Messenger RNA from Aspergillus eucalypticola CBS 122712, 972 nucleotides. Its product is annotated as terpenoid synthase. The coding region runs from base 1 to 972 and encodes 323 amino acids. The transcript has a single exon. The record is from RefSeq and is a predicted model, not a curated record. Lineage: Eukaryota; Fungi; Ascomycota; Eurotiomycetes; Eurotiales; Aspergillaceae. Gene Ontology annotation, molecular function: carbon-oxygen lyase activity, acting on phosphates.
AUGGGUCAACCCUUCUCUGUUAACCAGGAUUCUACAGACCCUGCCACCAGUGAUCCAGUCAGACUAUUUUUUACCCUGGUAUCCGCCUUCCUUCGAGAAGUCUUCGUCACUAUACCCGACGUCCCAGCCGAUGAUGCCUUCGACGGAGAAGUUUUCCUCCACUUCAGCCGUUGUGGACUGCCCUCAGAGGUCGUCUACAAGUAUUCUAAAGGAGCGGCCUUUAUGGCACGAUGCUUCUACCCACACCUAGAUCGUGACACCCAAUUGUCCAUCGGAGUGUGGACGUCAUACAUCUUCUCAAUUGAUGAUCUCUGUGAGGGAGCCGAAUUCAGAGAGAAUCUCAAGUAUUACCGCGCAUACCUCUUGGGAAUCCACCAGCCACAGUGGGCCUACAUUCGUGGCCUAUUCUCAGCCCUGGAGGACCUCUGCGCCCGCUACGACCCCUUUGUUGGUGACAUGAUCCUCAAGUCCUCAAUGGAUUACAUCAGUGUGAACGUUCUCGAAGUGGAGCAGAAGGGACGUCUCAAGGUUGAUCGCAAUACCAGCAUGUUUCCCGAGUUCCUGCGGCAAAAGAGCGGAAUCGGAGAGGCCUAUGCAUUCGCCAAUUUCCCCAAAGGUGGUCUCGACAUCGCGUCUUACAUUACCUUAAUUCCUGAUCUGGCGGCGAUUGUGCCACAGCUCAAUGACAUCGUUUCCUUCUAUAAGGAGUCGAUUAUCGGCGACGAGCAAGAUACUAAUGUGAUGCUUGUAUCUGAAGUCGAGGGCUGCUCCGCUACUGAAGCGUUGGAGAUGACGGUUGACAAGUGUCUUCAUAGUAUUCGGAGAUUACGUGCAGCCUGCUUGAGAGAUGAGGACCUUCGAGUUUCGGUGGACUCUUUCGUGGAGGGGUUUGCUUUGUAUCAUUUGAAAUGGUCCCGUUAUCAUAUGGAUGACUUUGGGGAUUUCCGCGAGUGGCUGCUGGAAGGUCACUGA